This is a messenger RNA of Gorilla gorilla gorilla (western lowland gorilla), 2391 nucleotides long. RefSeq names its product UDP-GlcNAc:betaGal beta-1,3-N-acetylglucosaminyltransferase 8 (gene B3GNT8). Gene Ontology annotation, cellular component: Golgi membrane. NCBI's taxonomy places the organism in Eukaryota, Metazoa, Chordata, Mammalia, Primates, Hominidae. Gene Ontology annotation, molecular function: protein N-acetylglucosaminyltransferase activity. The transcript is spliced from 2 exons. The record is from RefSeq and is a predicted model, not a curated record. Gene Ontology annotation, biological process: protein O-linked glycosylation; poly-N-acetyllactosamine biosynthetic process. The coding region runs from base 961 to 2154 and encodes 397 amino acids.
AGCUCCAGUCUUUUCCUCUCCUGUUCUUCCCCUUGGCUCCCUCUCCGCCUCUGCCUGGCUCUGGCUCGGAAGCCUGAGUCCCUCCCCUCUGCCCUCCACCUGCCUCUCUCAACCUCUCUUUCCCGUGAGCACCCCACAGGGCUUCCGCAACCCCUUAUCUUUCUCGCCAUCUCCAUUUCCCUCCCCCUCUCCCUCCUGGCCACCUUCCCACUUUCCCGUCUGUCUUCUCUCUCCCCCUCAGCUCUCUCCAUCGCCUGUCUCACCCCAGUUCUCCUCUCUCUGCUCCCUGGCCGUCUCUUCCCUCUCCACAAUGUCUCUGUCUCUCCUUCUCCUCACCAACCCCGUUCCCCCCACCUCACCCUGACUGGGCAGCAACAACAAACAUCCCUCUGGCAGGCCCGCCGAUCCCUUCCCACUCAGCACAUUCACUGCCGCCUCCUGGCCAUGGGUGCAGCCGGGUGCCAGCCUCUCAGCCUCCCCAUCUCUGCCUCAGUGGGACCCUGCCUCGCCCUGGUCACUCUAACACUCCCCAACCCAGGCCCAGCCCUCAGCCCCACCCUCCCUGGCACCCCCUGGCCCUGGUUCUCCCCUCCCAGGCCUCACAAAGCCCCCGUCUUGUUUCUGUGGCUGCCCCCUGCACCCUUCCCAGCUGUCUCACCAGAAACCAGCCCUAACACGCCAGAGCCCCAUCUCUCAGGUCGGCCUCCUGCCCUCCUCCCUCCCUCCCUCUCUCCUGCCUCAGCCCCGCCCCGGCCCCUGGGGCCCUCCCUGCUCCCGCUCCACUCCCCUCCCCGCCCCUCUAGACUGGCUGGGCAGGGCUGGGCCCCGCCGGUCGACAACACAGGGGCUGGGGCAGGCAGAUCAGAGGGAGCUGAGGGAGGCCUGACCUGAGGCCGGCACCCGGAGCUGGCGGGAGCCAGACCCAGAGCUCCCGCGGCCGCCCCUUCCCUGGGCCGGGUCAUGCGCUGCCCCAAGUGCCUUCUCUGCCUGUCAGCACUGCUCACACUCCUGGGCCUCAAAGUGUACAUCGAGUGGACAUCCGAGUCCCGGCUCAGCAAGACCUACCCCAGCCCUCGAGGCACCCCACCAAGCCCCACGCCAGCCAACCCUGAGCCCACCCUACCUGCCAACCUCUCCACCCGCCUGGGCCAGACUGUCCCGCUGCCCUUCGCUUACUGGAACCAGCAGCAGUGGCGGCUGGGGUCCCUGCCCAGUGGGGACAGCACUGAAACAGGGGGCUGCCAGGCUUGGGGGGCCGCCGCCGCCACCGAGAUCCCUGACUUCGCCUCCUACCCCAAGGACCUCCGCCGCUUCUUGCUGUCAGCAGCCUGCCGGAGCUUCCCACAGUGGCUGCCUGGAGGUGGUGGCGGCCAAGUCUCCAGCUGCUCAGAUACUGAUGUCCCCUACCUGCUGUUGGCCGUCAAGUCAGAACCAGGGCGCUUUGCAGAACGACAGACCGUGAGAGAGACGUGGGGCAGUCCAGCUCCAGGGAUCCGGCUGCUCUUCCUGCUAGGGUCUCCGGUGGGUGAGGCGGGGCCUGACCUAGACUCACUAGUGGCCUGGGAGAGCCGUCGCUACAGUGACCUGCUGCUCUGGGACUUCCUCGACGUCCCAUUCAACCAGACACUCAAAGACCUGCUGCUGCUGGCCUGGCUGGGCCGCCACUGCCCCACCGUGAGUUUUGUCUUGCGAGCUCAGGACGAUGCCUUUGUGCACACCCCUGCCCUGCUGGCUCACCUGCGGGCCCUGCCACCUGCCUCGGCCCGAAGCCUCUACCUGGGUGAGGUCUUUACCCAGGCCAUGCCUCUCCGGAAGCCAGGAGGACCCUUCUAUGUGCCCGAGUCCUUCUUCGAAGGUGGCUACCCAGCCUAUGCAAGCGGGGGUGGCUAUGUCAUUGCCGGGCGCCUGGCACCCUGGCUGCUGCGGGCGGCAGCCCGUGUGGCACCCUUCCCCUUUGAGGACGUCUACACUGGCCUUUGCAUCCGAGCCCUGGGCCUGGUGCCCCAGGCCCACCCAGGCUUCCUCACAGCCUGGCCAGCAGACCGCACUGUGGACCACUGCGCUUUCCGCAACCUGCUGCUGGUACGGCCCCUGGGCCCCCAGGCCAGCAUUCGGCUCUGGAAACAACUGCAAGACCCAAGGCUCCAGUGCUGACUCUCGGUGGGGAAGGCGGAGGUGCUGACCUGGCCAGGGCCCUGGCCUGGGCCUCUGGGGCCUGCCCCUGGCUCAGCCCCUCCUUCCAGGUCUUGAUGGGAGGGAGGAGGGCCCAGAAGCUGGACAACUUAAGCCACUCCUUGGCCUCCCCAGCCAGGGGCCUGGGCAGGAAAGAUGGGGUGGUGGACUGUUUUUGCCUACUUUUUGUUUUUGAAAAACAUGCACUCCCCACUGUGA